GUUUUCCAUGAGAGGAGCCACUUGCCAUCCUCGUUCUACCGGUUUUCAUGGCAGAAAUUUUAUUCCGGUCUCUUCUGGAUGUAUAAAAGCAGAAACUGAAGCUACUGAAAAAACAGCAUCAACGAAUAAUAUUAACGAUAGAGGAGGAGGAAACUCGAUCAUGGCACUUUGAGAUCAAUCACGCAUUCCCCUCCUACUGGAUCGAGACUGAACGGCUAAAUCAAAAUUUGAAUCCAUCUCGUAGGGGAAAGCGUACUUUUUGAAUUAUUGGCACACUUAAUUAAUAGAUAAUUGAAAAGAAAUUGUAAUUAUGAGCAUUAUAAACGAAAAAAAACCACUCACUCUCAUUUCGAUAGCAGAAACUGCGAAAUUUUAUACUUCGUUAUGUCUCGGAACUACGGCUAUCCUUUCCGUAUUUGCUUUUUUGUUUUUGAUACCAUUCGUGGUGGAUCCAGCAAUCACAAGCCUCUUAGCUGAUUAUGAGCCAGAGCCUGUGACAUGCAUCGUAACCCAACAUAUUUAUGCCGAAGGCAUUUCAAAUUGUUCUUGGUCGUCUUGUCGCGAAGGGUGUACUCGAGAAGCCACUAAAUGUCAUCAAAUUUACGUCAAUUACUCUAAAAUUCCAUUUCAUCUGCACAAAUCCGCCAAUCCCAUACAGUGGGACGUAGCGGAUACUCAUUUUUUAAUCAAUACAGAAGGUUGUGGAUAUCCACCAUCUGUUAACUGCUCUGAAUUUGCCCGUCAAUAUGGUUACAAAACCGCAGGUACACCUUUUCCUUGUUAUUAUAGUAGAGUAUAUCCUGAAAUGCAAGUAGUUGCUAGAUACUCAUGGGACGACACCUUGCGACAUUUGGUGCUGUCUAUUGCCAUUCCAAACCUGUUAUUUGCUGCCUCCAUAGGAGUACUAAGCUAUUGGUAUUGCCCAGGAUGUGGCAGAUCCUGUCAAAAAUACAUGCAUCACUUUCCAACAGAUAACGACAUACAUCUGGGGGUCCAUUCCUUCGGAAAAAAAACAAGUUUGUCUUCAAUGGGCUUACUAAAAGAGAGGAAGACUUCGAUGAAAAUAACUACUAGCACCGAGCAAUUUUCAAGUUUCUGAAACCUUACCACGCCAGCUUUACCGAAAGUUUUCCUCUACUUUUACAUUCUUCAUCAUCAUCCUCAAUUACUAUAAAACUGUUUGAUACUAAAAUGUCCUGCUUUUUAAAAAAAAUUUGUAACAACAGAGAUUUUUACACUUCUCUUCAAUUACUAUAUUAUCAGGAAUCACCAAAAUCGUAAAUUGUACACAUUCAAAAAUACCAUUCACUAGUUUCCACCAAGUAGAAUACUAUUGUUGGUGAAAUAAAAAAUUUUAUUUGAUACUUUAUAGUUAUAUGAAAUUGAAGACGACCAAUGAACAGUUUGAAACACGUACUUUUGUUGGUUCACAAAGGACUUUUUUCCCAUUCACGCAACAUUCUUGGGAUUUUCUGAAACUAUUGAAUGAUAGAAGAAAUUAAAUUAGUGUAAAAUCUUUGUUCUUACUGAAUUCUAUUGUUCAACUUCAGUAUUGUAAUAUAAAGAGAUAAAAGUUAGUACAAAUAUUUAAAUGAAUUUUGCCUUAAGAAUUCGUUCUUAUAGCACUAUAUUACUCUUGAAUAAAUAUAAUAAUUUGUAAAUAUUGUUACACAAAACAAAUUGCCCAAUAAAUUAUACUGCGAUU
Messenger RNA from Diorhabda carinulata, 1705 nucleotides. RefSeq names its product protein tipE (gene Teh2). Gene Ontology annotation, biological process: regulation of sodium ion transport. NCBI's taxonomy places the organism in Eukaryota, Metazoa, Arthropoda, Insecta, Coleoptera, Chrysomelidae. Bases 311 to 1099 code for a protein of 262 amino acids. The transcript has 5 exons. The record is from RefSeq and is a predicted model, not a curated record. Gene Ontology annotation, molecular function: sodium channel regulator activity.